AUAUUUAUCUGCAGUGGUAACACCACGUGCGAUUUUGCUUCUGCUUGUCCAAUGCCUAGCGCCAGGACAAGAAAUAAAAUAACAAUUAUCCCCAAAAGAAUUGUGUAUUUGUGCCGUGCUCCUUAAAAUAAUUGAUAUCUAUCAAAAAUACAAGCAUGGCAGAAGAUUUAGAUGUGGAAGCGAUGUUGGAGGCGCCUUAUAAUAAAUCGGAUAACACUUCCUCUUCAAAGCAUCGAUCGGACAAGUAUUCUGAUAAGCACAAAGACAGAGAACGCGACGGGAGCCGAAGACGUAGCCGAUCACGAGACAGGAGAAGAUCAAAAGAUCGAGACGUACGUCGGUCUAAAGAUAGAGAUGACAGAAAAGACAAGGAUCGUGAAAGGGACAAAGACCGGAAGGAACGGGAUCGGGACCGCGACCGUGAUCGUGAUCGCGGUGGUGAGCGGGAACGUGAUCGUGAUCGUGGCGACCGCGACCGUGACCGUGGCGAUCGCGACCGGGAGCGCGAUCGCGGAGAGCGCGAGCGGGAUCGGGACAAGGAUAACAACAAAGAUAAGGAUCGAACUCAUAAUAGGGAUAAAGAUCGGGAUAAGGACAAAGAACGUGAGCGCGACAAAGAUAAACGAAGGAGUAGGGAUAAAGAACGUAGUCGGGAACGUGAUCGAAGCAGUCGCGAUCGCACCUCCAACAGCAAAAGAGAAAAGACUAUUGAAAGAGACCCCGCCAAAGAAUACCGAUCAAAGUCUAGAGGUCUCGAGCCUAAGUUAGAUGACUUGCCUCCAGAAGAAAGGGAUCUUCGCACUGUUUUUUGUAUGCAAUUGUCACAGAGGAUUCGAGCUAAAGAUCUUGAAGAAUUUUUCUCAUCAGUAGGCAAAGUGAGGGAUGUAAGGUUAAUCACUUGCAACAAAACCAGAAGAUUUAAAGGCAUAGCUUAUAUCGAAUUCAAGGACGCAGAAUCAGUACCUUUGGCCCUUGGUUUGACUGGACAAAAAUUGCUUGGAGUUCCUAUCAUAGUGCAACAUACACAAGCAGAAAAGAACAGGGUAGGCAAUACAUUGCCGAAUUUAGCACCAAAGACCAGUAACGGACCGACAAGAUUAUAUGUUGGUUCAUUGCAUUUUAACAUUACAGAAGACAUGCUCCGCGGCAUAUUCGAACCUUUCGGAAAAAUUGAUCAUAUUCAACUUAUGACUGACCCUGAAACAGGCAAAAGCAAAGGUUAUGGAUUUCUUACGUUCCAUCAUGCUGCUGAUGCGAAAAAAGCUAUGGAACAAUUAAAUGGUUUUGAAUUAGCUGGACGACCUAUGAAAGUCGGUAAUGUGACGGAACGGACUGACGGCGGUUCAAGUACUAGAUUCGAUGCAGAUGAGUUGGACCGUGCUGGUAUUGACCUAGGUGCAACAGGACGCUUACAGCUAAUGUUCAAACUCGCAGAAGGCACUGGAUUACAGAUACCUCCUGCUGCAGCAUCAGUGUUGAUGGGCGCGGGUUCCGCAAUGGUAACUCCGCAACCACAAGUGGCGCCACCAAUAGCUACCCAAUGUUUUAUGCUCAAUAACAUGUUUGAUCCGGCCUCAGAAACAAAUCCAACCUGGGAUAUUGAAAUUAGGGAUGAUGUUAUCAGUGAAUGUAAUAAGCAUGGUGGCGUGUUGCAUGUGUAUGUAGACAAAGCAUCUCCACAAGGAAAUGUGUACUGUAAAUGUCCAACGAUAGCGACAGCAGUUGCUUCGGUGAACACGCUGCACGGGCGGUGGUUCGCAGGCCGUGUCAUUACAGCCGCGUACGUGCCGCUUGUCAACUACCACUCUCUAUUUCCUGAUGCUAUGACAGCACUUACCCUGUUGUUGCCGUCCCGACAACGAUAAACUACAGCAAUAAGCAUUUAUUUUAAUUUUGGUCGUGAGUGUAUACUGAUUAUAAUAUCUAGUGAUGACCUAAUUCUAUGCUAGAUAAUAAAGUUAUUAUUAUUAUAUAAAGA
Helicoverpa zea (corn earworm) is the source of this 1978-nucleotide messenger RNA. It is a transcript of the gene Caper, whose product is annotated as RNA-binding protein 39. The coding region runs from base 156 to 1865 and encodes 569 amino acids. The transcript is spliced from 8 exons. The record is from RefSeq and is a predicted model, not a curated record. Gene Ontology annotation, molecular function: RNA binding. Lineage: Eukaryota; Metazoa; Arthropoda; Insecta; Lepidoptera; Noctuidae. Gene Ontology annotation, cellular component: nucleus. Gene Ontology annotation, biological process: mRNA processing.